UAGAGAAAGGGAAGAAGUAGAUACCGGUACUAAGAAUAUCAGUAGAGAGUCGUGGAGUCUUCGACGUGAGUCGUGUACGAGACCAGACCGUGGAAAGAGUGAACUUAAAUAAAGGAGUGGAAGUGAUAAAGCAACUAGGUGAUAGAUUAGUAUUCGGGUGAUUGGGCGCGUUGGUUGGUGAGGGGGUCUGGUAUACCCGUGACACAGAGUGCACUAUUAUUCAAAAUCAAUAAUACUCAAGUAUAAAUAUGUUAAAAUAACACAUAAGUAUCACAUCAGGUUUAAUCAUUCAUGGAUUUUCCAAUCCCUGCUGUUUUGAUGUAUAUAAUGGUGGUAACUGAUGUCAUGAAAAUAGACAAAGUAGAAUUAAAAACAUUGAGCUGGAGGCUGCUCUGACUGCUCUUUUCUCUGGGCAGGGAAGUUACAACCAGCAACAUGGCCUGUAUUUAUGGAGACAUUACCAAGAUCAGCACAACCGGAGCAUCUGAAAAAACAGCUAGGCAGGACAAGCUCACUGUCAAAGGGGUGGAAGCUUCACAUAAACUGGCUGAGAAUGAUCUGAGGAAGAUGGAGCAGUACAAGAACGUUAUCAUCAAAGUUGGCAGAGCUAAGCAGAUGGACCCAGCUGUCAUCGCAGGCAUCAUAUCCAGAGAGUCCAGGGCUGGGUCAAUUCUUGUGAAUGGCUGGGGAGACCAUGGCAAUGGUUUUGGACUCAUGCAGGUUGAUAAGAACCACCACACUCCAAAGGGAGCCUGGAACAGCGAGGAACACCUCACCCAAGGCACCGAUAUUCUAAUACAAUCUAUUAAAGACAUUCAAAAGAAAUUCCCCAGCUGGCCCAAAGAGCACCAAUUUAAAGGAGGAAUCGCAGCCUACAACUUAGGCCCAGGAAACGUCCGCACAUAUGAGCGCAUGGACAUCGGCAGCCCAGGAGAUGAUUAUUCCAGUGAUGUGGUGGCCCGGGCUCAGUUCUUUAAACGCAAAGGUUACUGAGCAAUAUUUGAUUACAAUGCUGCACUGCAUAAAACUCAGUUUCCAGCAUGGAUGUAUUUCAUUUAUAGAUUAUAGACAGGGCUUGAUUUUUGAACAUGUUAAUACCAAUUUGUAUCAGGAGUAUGCUGUUAACAAAACGUGUGUUUGUCUCUGUUCAGUUGGUUUCUGCUGGAAAUUAGAAUAAGAACUUUUACAAAUAGCAAUAACAAUCAGGUGAUGCUUUCACCAGAGGCUUUUUUUUAAUGUUCAUUAAUAGGCUGAACUCCACAAUAUUCCUCAUCACUAUAAGAAAGCUAUGUGUUUGGGGAAAGCUACUGUUUUUACAUUUUAAUUCAGAAUGAAAUGCGAUAAGUCUUUAUUAAAAUCAAGGUGUGAACAAAAA
This is a messenger RNA of Hemibagrus wyckioides, 1375 nucleotides long. Its product is annotated as lysozyme g-like. Gene Ontology annotation, molecular function: lysozyme activity. The record is from RefSeq and is a predicted model, not a curated record. Gene Ontology annotation, cellular component: extracellular region. Bases 436 to 993 code for a protein of 185 amino acids. Gene Ontology annotation, biological process: defense response to Gram-positive bacterium; peptidoglycan catabolic process. The transcript is spliced from 7 exons. Lineage: Eukaryota; Metazoa; Chordata; Actinopteri; Siluriformes; Bagridae.